Messenger RNA from Lytechinus variegatus (green sea urchin), 2368 nucleotides. It is a transcript of the gene eapp, whose product is annotated as E2F-associated phosphoprotein-like. Gene Ontology annotation, biological process: positive regulation of cell population proliferation. Bases 70 to 1146 code for a protein of 358 amino acids. The record is from RefSeq and is a predicted model, not a curated record. The transcript is spliced from 4 exons. Lineage: Eukaryota; Metazoa; Echinodermata; Echinoidea; Temnopleuroida; Toxopneustidae. Gene Ontology annotation, cellular component: nucleus.
ACAGUCCCAUAUACUGCAGAAAGAGUGAGAUUUUUAUUACAAGAACUUCCAGAUUUGUUUAGCUUGACCAUGGAUGAAGAUCACGAUCAGAGAGUGUGCAAUGUUCCCUUUAAUAUUUUUGGAAGGGGUGGAACUGGGAGUGGAAAUCGUAAUAACGUCAACGAUGUCGAUGAGGAAAAUGAAAGCUCUGAAGACGAGUUAGAUAUCAUCCUGAAUGGGACUCCAGAACAGAAACGGCGUUUGACGAGGAGCUUGAGCCGAGGCAGCCUUCAGAUGUCCUCCAGUGAAGAUGAGUUUGAGAAAGAGAUGGAGAUGGAGCUGGAUGCGACCAUGAAAAACCAUGAGAAACAAUUCAGGGUUGAUGUGGAGAAAAGGCUUUCUGCAGCAGCCAGAUCCAAUGCCCAACAGAGGCAGUCAGCAGCACCAUCAAGUGGACACCCUGGAGGACCUACUCAACAGCAGUGCUAUGAUGAAGUCUACUUUGACUCUGAUGAAGAAGAAGAGGAGAAAAAGGAAAACUCUGCAGAGGGUGCGAAAGCGGGUGGCGGGGGUGAAGACAAGGAGCAAGCCAAAAAGCAACACCGCAUUCCAACCAAUGAUGAUCUCUUAUAUGACCCUAACAUUGAUGAUGACAACCAAACCUGGAUGAACAAACAAAGAGCACAGUACUACCCUAAGAGGGCUCCUAAGCGAUCACAUGACCUGGCCUCUUCAGAAAGUCCCUCAGGGACUGGCGCUUCUGCCCAGUCAGCUCGGGCUCCCAAACCCGACCAAGCGGAAGGUGCAAAGAGUCAAGAGUCCAUCCCAAAGACAGAUGCCAUCUUGAACUGUCCUGCUUGUAUGACAACACUCUGCAUCGACUGUCAAAGGCACGAACUCUACACCAACCAGUACAGGGCUAUGUUCGUCAUGAACUGCUGCAUCAUCCGGAGCGAACAACUGAGGUAUCCUGAAUCCAAGAAAAAGAAGAAGUGGAGGAAGAAGAGGCGGCAUGAGGGGGGAGAAGUGGAUGAGGAGGAGGGAGGUGCAUCCACUGGGGAUGAACUGUACCACCCUGUCAAGUGUGCAAUCUGCAACACAGAAGUGGCCGUCCUGGACAAACAUGAGAUCUAUCACUUUUUCAAUGUAUUGUCUAGUGCAGCUUGAGGAUGAAAUCUUCGACUUUGGAGGACCCUACUUUUGGAUUUCAGACAUUUCCCAGUCCAUGAUCACAGACGUUCACUUAUCUAUUCUGACAGAUGAAUAGCAAGCAUUCAACUUUUUUUUAUGUACCCAUUAAAAAUCAGAGGAUCACAGAGUUUCAUGAAUCUGUAUCAUAUAUUUGAAGAAUCUUGAUUUUACCAGUGCAUGUUACAAAAGUGAAAUCCACUAUUCGAGGGCUCAUUUUCAGAGAUUAUUAAAUAUUUUAAUUUUAUCAAAAUAUGAAAAUGCAACUGUUCAGCUUUUAGUUUGUUAUUGAUACCCUGCCUGUACCUUUUUCACUAAUCAUGACUCAACUAAUCAAUGCUAAAUUAAUGUUAGGUACAAAUUCUAUUUCUUCCAAAUUUCGGCAUGUACAUACACUGUCCAAUCCUGUCUAGUGCAUGUACUCUACUGAGUAUUCAAAUAUAAAUUCUAAUGAGUAUAAUUUGUGAAAUGUGACUAGCAAACUGGAUUGCCAAGCAUUCUUUGCAACUUUUUUUUCUGCAACUGUUUUUCUGGUCAGGAAUUUUACAGUUUGAGUACAGGAGUUUUAUCAAAAUGACAUUAUUAAUAGUUUAUUUUCACCUGGUCUACUUCUCAUAUGGUCUAAUAUCACUGGUGCUCAACCCAUUUGGUGUGCCACUGCUACGAAUUUGAUCUACACAUCACUUGGUCUAAUACCCUCGUCCUGUUGUCAUAUGGUCUAAGCCCAGUCUGUCUAAUUUCCAUUUCCUCCUUAUGAAUUUUUAUUACAUCAAAUGAAAAUUUGGUUCAUAAACGGCACAUCCAAAUGAAGUGUUGCUGAACCAACACAGAUGAUAAAUUGGCUACUAGUAAAUAGCUAUUACCGGUAGACCAAAUGGUUAGUAGACAAACUGGUUGGAGACAAAUUAUGAUUAAACGUUGUAGGAUGAGACAAAACACAAUGUAGAAGAAGCUGGUAUAGACCAAUUUGCAAUUUACCUUCAUAAUUUGUAUAUUUUAUAUCAAAUAUCAACGUAAUUUUCUCAGGAUGGGCAUUUGAAUUGGUAUUCUAUGCUGAUUGUGAGAAAAGUUUGUGGAAUACGAGUUAUGACGAUGUUCAAGAAUUAAUCCUGAUAACGAUAUUUUUGAUAAUACAUUUUCAGACACAGGACAAUUGCAGAGCACUGACUCGAUCAAAAUAAAUACAAAUGUCUCAAAUUGA